CCGGUCGCGGGCGCAGCUCGGUAGCGCCGGCGCACUGGCGCGCUCCGUUUACACGCUCCGGGGCCUGUAGGCGCCGCGAGUUCCGGCUGUCGCCGUCGCCGCCGCAGCUCCUGGAGGUCGGUUGCGACGCGUAACGACGCCGGGACGAGCGCUGCGCCUUCUUCUCCGAUAUGUACCCGAAUUGGGGCCGGUAUGGCGGGAGCAGCCACUAUCCGCCGCCGCCGGUCCCGCCGCCACCGCCGGUGGCGCUUCCUGAGGCCUCGCCGGGGCCCGGGUACUCGAGCUCGACGACUCCCGCGGCCCCCUCCUCUUCUGGCUUCAUGAGCUUCCGCGAGCAGCACCUGGCGCAGCUCCAGCAGCUGCAGCAGAUGCACCAGAAGCAAAUGCAGUGCGUGCUCCAGCCCCAUCACCUUCCUCCGCCCCCCCUGCCGCCCCCGCCGGUGAUGCCGGGGGGCGGCUACGGGGACUGGCAGCCACCGCCGCCGCCGAUGCCCCCGCCACCUGGGCCGGCUCUCAGCUAUCAGAAGCAGCAGCAGUACAAACACCAGAUGCUCCACCACCAACGAGACGGGCCUCCUGGUUUGGUUCCCAUGGAGCUGGAUUCUCCCCCUGAAUCUCCCCCAGUACCGCCAGGGUCUUACAUGCCCCCGUCUCAAUCUUACAUGCCUCCACCUCAGCCACCACCCUCGUACUACCCCCCGGCCUCGUCUCAGCCCUACCUGCCUCCCGCUCAGCCGUCCCCUUCUCAGUCCCCACCUUCCCAGUCCUACCUGGCGCCCACCCCAUCUUAUUCUUCCUCUUCCUCUUCCUCGCAGUCCUAUUUGAGCCAUUCCCAGUCCUACUUGCCCUCUUCUCAGGCAUCUCCUUCCCGCCCCUCCCAAGGCCAUUCUAAAUCCCAGCUGCUAGCUCCGCCACCGCCGUCCGCCCCUUCUGGGAAUAAGACAACUGUCCAGCAAGAGCCUUUGGAGAGCGGGUCCAAGAACAAGAGUGCUGAACAGCAGCAAGCUGCCCCUGAGCCAGAUCCCUCUACGAUGACUCCACAGGAACAGCAGCAGUACUGGUAUCGACAGCACCUGCUUAGUUUGCAGCAGAGGACAAAAGUGCAUUUGCCGGGACACAAAAAAGGUCCUGUUGUAGCAAAGGAUGCAGCUGAGCCAGUAAAGGAAGAAGUUACUGUACCUGCCACCAGCCAAGUACCAGAACCCCCUCCAUCAGAGGAGCCCCCAUUACCACCCCCUAACGAGGACGUACCACCUCCUCUCCCACCUGAGGAACCCCAGUCUGAGGACCCAGAAGAAGAUGCCAGGUUAAAACAGUUGCAGGCUGCAGCAGCACACUGGCAGCAGCACCAGCAGCAUCGAGUUGGCUUCCAGUAUCAGGGAAUAAUGCAGAAGCACACUCAGUUACAGCAGAUCCUACAACAGUACCAGCAGAUUAUACAGCAUCCACCACAUAUACAGACCAUGUCUGUAGAUAUGCAGAUGCGGCAUUAUGAGAUGCAGCAGCAGCAGUUUCAACAUCUCUACCAAGAAUGGGAGCGAGAGUUCCAGCUGUGGGAGGAACAGCUUCAUUCCUAUCCUCACAAAGAUCAGCUUCAGGAGUAUGAGAAGCAAUGGAAAACAUGGCAGGGACAUAUGAAAGCCACUCAGACCUAUCUCCAGGAGAAAGUCACUUCAUUUCAGAACAUGAAGAACCAGUAUAUGGGGAACAUGUCCAUGCCGCCACCUUUUGUCCCAUAUUCUCAGAUGCCUCCACCUCUACCAACAAUGCCUCCUCCGGUAUUGCCUCCAUCAUUGCCACCACCAGUGAUGCCCCCUGCCCUGCCUACUUCAGUGCCACCACCUGGCAUGCCCCCACCUGUGAUGCCACCUUCUCUGCCAACCUCUGUGCCCCCACCUGUGAUGCCUCCAUCUCUCUCUUCUGCAGGGCCACCACCAGUUCUACCCCCGCCUUCCCUCUCUUCUGCAGGGCCGCCACCAGUUCUUCCCCCACCGUCUCUCCCUUCAACAGCGCCUCCACCUGUUAUGCCCCUCCCACCAUUAUCUUCAGCCACACCUCCUCCAGGAAUACCUCCCCCUGGAGUUCCACAAGGGAUACCUCCUCAGUUAACAACAGCCCCAGUUCCACCAGCCUCCAGUUCUCAGAACUCACAAGUUCCAGAGAAACCUAGACCAGCACUGCUUCCCACUCCUGUGUCUUUUGGUUCAGCCCCACCCUCAACUUACCAUCCUCCAUUGCAAUCAGCCAUUGGCCCAUCUGAACAAGUGAAUUCUAAAGCUCCACUGAGCAAGUCUGCUCUGCCGUACAGUUCAUUCUCAUCUGAGCAAGGACUUGGGGAGUCUUCAGCUGCUCCAUCUCAGCCAAUCACUGCAGUCAAGGACAUGCCAGGGAGGUCAGGUGGAUUGCUUCCAGAUCCUCCUAGAAGCAGUUACUUGGAAGGUCCAAGAGGCCCAAGAUUUGAUGGUCCUCGAAGAUUUGAGGAUUUAGGGUCAAGGUGUGAAGGACCGAGACCCAAAGGGCCUCGUUUUGAAGGAAAUCGCCCCGAUGGGCCAAGACCCAGAUAUGAAGGUCACCCAACAGAGGGCGCUAAAAGCAAAUGGGGAAUGAUUCCCCGGGGGCCAGCAUCUCAGUUCUAUAUUACCCCCAAUACAUCCCUCAGUCCUCGACAGAGUGGACCACAGUGGAAAGGCCCCAAACCAGCUUUUGGACAGCAACAUCAGCAGCAACCUAAGUCACAAGCAGAACCAGGAAACAAAGAACCAUUAGCAGACACCAGUAGUAACCAGCAGAAGAAUUUUAAAAUGCAAUCAGCUGCAUUUUCCAUUGCUGCAGAUGUAAAGGAUGCCAAGGCGGCUCAGUCAAAUGAGAAUCUAAGCGACUCUCAACAAGAGCCACCUAAAAGCGAAGUCUCGGAAGGGCCCAUAGAGCCUUCUAAUUGGGACCAGAAUUCUCAAAGUAUGGAGACUCAAAUGGACAAAGCCCAAGCUGUUACUCAGCCUGUACCCCUUGCAAAUAAACCUGUACCUUCUCAAUCUACUUUUCCCUCAAAAACAGGGGGGAUGGAGGGAGGAACAGCAGUAGCAACAUCAUCAUCACUAACUGCCGAUAAUGAUUUUAAACCUUUGGGUAUUGGUCUUCCCCAUUCAGAAAACAACCAAGAUAAAGGGCUGCCUCGGCCAGAUAACAGAGAUAAUAGGUUAGAAGGCAAUCGAGGCAGCAGCUCAUCUUACAGAGGUCCUGGGCAAAGCAGAAUGGAAGACACACGGGAUAAAGGACUAGUAAAUAGAGGUCGAGGCCAGGCAAUCAGCCGUGGCCCAGGGCUGGUCAAGCAAGAAGACUUUCGUGAUAAAAUGAUGGGUAGAAGAGAAGACAGUCGAGAGAAGAUGAGUAGAGGAGAAGGCAGCCGGGACAGAGGGUUGGUGAGGCCAGGAAGCAGUCGGGAGAAAAUGCCAGGUGGUCUGCAAGGCAGCCAGGAGAGGGGUAGAGCUGGCAGCCGAGAAAGGGGACCACCUCGGAGGGCUGGCAGUCAGGAGAGAGGACCCCCUCGAAGACCUGGGAGUAGAGAGAGAGUACCACCCCGAAGAGCCGGGAGCAGGGAGACGGGACCACCUCGAGGGCCUGGCAGUCGGGAAAGGGGUCUGGGAAGACCAGAGUUUGGUCGUGACAGAGGUCCAUUUAGACCAGAACCAGGAGAUGGUGGGGAAAAAAUGUAUUCGUAUCACCGAGAUGAGCCUCCUAGGGCAACGUGGAACCAUGGAGAAGAGAGAGGGCAUGAAGAGUUCCCAUUAGAUGGUAGAAAUGCUCCAGUGGAACGAGAAAGACUUGAUGAUUGGGAUAGAGAGAGAUACUGGAGAGAAUGUGAACAUGACUAUCAAGAUGAUACACUAGAUUCCUAUAACAGAGAGGACAGGUUUCCGGCACCAUCUCGAUCUCACGAUGGAGAUAGACGAGGCCCUUGGUGGGAUGAUUGGGAGAGAGAUCAGGAUAUGGAUGAGGACUACAACAGGGAAAUGGACAGGGACUUGGACAGGGAUGUGGAUCGGAUUGGAAGACCUAUGGAUAUGUAUGAUAGAAAUUUGGAUAAUGAGUGGGACAGAGAUUAUGGGAGACCACUGGAUGAACAAGAAUCACAGUUCCGUGAACGAGAUAUUCCAUCUCUUCCACCUUUACCACCCCUCCCACCUCUUCCACCUGUGGAUAGAUAUCGGGAUGAUAGAUGGAGAGAAGAAAGAAAUCGAGACCAUGGGUAUGAUCGAGAUUUCCGUGAUAGGGGUGAGUUGAGGAUCCGAGAGUACCCAGAAAGAGGAGAUACGUGGCGGGAAAAGCGAGAUUAUAUUCCUGACAGAAUGGACUGGGAAAGAGAACGAUUGUCAGACAGAUGGUACCCAUCUGAUGUGGAUAGACAUUCCCCCAUGGCGGAACAUAUGCCCUCCUCACAUCAUUCUUCUGAAAUGAUGGGGUCGGAUGCAAACUUAGACUCUGACCAAGGCCUUGGAGGGGUAAUGGUUCUCAGUCAGAGGCAGCAUGAAAUCAUUUUGAAAGCUGCACAAGAACUGAAAAUGCUUCGAGAACAGAAAGAACAGCUUCAAAAGAUGAAAGACUAUGGGUCUGAGCCACAGAUGCCUGACCAUCUACCACCCCAGGAUUCGAGAUUGCAGAAUACAUCUUCAAGACCUGGAAUGUAUCCGCCUCCAGGAUCCUAUAGACCACCCCCUCCUAUGGGUAAACCACCAGGUUCAAUUGUAAGACCCUCUGCUCCACCAGCAAGAUCAUCUGUUCCUGUGACCAGGCCGCCUAUCCCAAUACCGCCACCGCCACCCCCUCCUCCUCCGCCGCCACCUCCUCCUCCAGUGAUAAAGCCACAGACUUCAGCUAUGGAACAAGAACGCUGGGAUGAAGAUUCUUUCUAUGGCCUCUGGGAUACAAAUGAUGAACAAGGACUGAAUUCGGAAUUUAAACCUGAAGCUGCAACGAUUCCAUCUGCUCCAGUGUUACCACCCCCACCUGUUCACCCUUCCAUCCCUCCUCCUGGCCCGGUGCCUAUGGGUAUGCCACCAAUGUCCAAACCACCGCCAGUGCAGCAGACUGUCGAUUAUGGCCAUGGCCGAGACAUAUCCACAAAUAAAGUUGAGCAGAUACCCUAUGGAGAAAGAAUAACUCUGCGUCCAGAUCCACUACCUGAAAGAUCAACUUUUGAAACAGAGCAUGUAGGCCAACGAGAUCGUUAUGAUAGAGACAGAGAUCGUGAGCCUUAUUUUGAUCGUCAAAGUAAUGUCAUGGCAGAUCAUCGAGAUUUCAAAAGGGAUCGGGAGACACAUAGAGAUCGAGACCGGGAUCGUGGUGUUAUUGACUAUGACCGGGAUCGAUUUGACAGAGAACGCCGACCUCGAGAUGAUAGGACUCAGUCAUAUCGAGACAAAAAAGACCAUUCCUCAUCCAGAAGAGGGGGAUUUGAUAGGCCAUCCUAUGAUCGGAAGUCUGACCGACCAGCCUAUGAAGGACCGUCCAUGUUUGGAGGAGAACGAAGAACUUACCCAGAGGAGCGAAUGCCCCUGCCAGCUCCUUCACUAAGCCACCAGCCACCUCCAGCUCCGCGGGUUGAGAAGAAACCUGAAUCUAAGAAUGUGGAUGAUAUUUUGAAACCACCUGGCCGAGAGAGCAGACCUGAGAGAAUUGUUGUUAUAAUGAGAGGAUUGCCUGGCAGUGGAAAGACACAUGUUGCGAAACUUAUUCGAGAUAAGGAGGUAGAAUUUGGAGGACCUGCACCCAGAGUUCUAAGCCUGGAUGAUUACUUCAUCGCUGAAGUGGAAAAAGAAGAAAAAGAUCCAGAUUCUGGAAAGAAAGUGAAAAAAAAGGUAAUGGAAUAUGAAUAUGAAGCUGAGAUGGAGGAAACCUACCGCACCAGCAUGUUCAAAACUUUCAAAAAGACUCUGGAUGAUGGCUUUUUCCCUUUCAUCAUCCUGGAUGCCAUCAAUGACAGAGUUAGACAUUUUGACCAGUUUUGGAGUGCAGCAAAAACCAAGGGAUUUGAGGUGUAUUUGGCUGAAAUGAGUGCAGAUAACCAGACUUGUAGCAAGAGGAAUAUUCAUGGAAGAAAGCUUAAAGAAAUAAAUAAGAUGGCUGAUCACUGGGAAACGGCGCCUCGUCAUAUGAUGCGUCUGGACAUUCGUUCUUUGCUGCAAGAUGCUGCUAUUGAAGAGGUGGAGAUGGAAGAUUUUGAUGCAAAUAUUGAAGAACAGAAGGAUGAAAAGAAAGAUGCAGAGGAAGAGGAAAGCGAACUGGGUUACAUUCCGAAAAGCAAAUGGGAGAUGGACACAUCUGAGGCAAAGCUAGACAAGUUGGAUGGCUUGAGAACUGGUACUAAAAGGAAACGUGACUGGGAGGCUAUUGCCAGCAGAAUGGAGGAUUAUCUUCAGCUCCCUGAUGAUUAUGACACUCGUGCUUCUGAGCCUGGGAAGAAGAGGCUUACAAGAUCUUAGUUUCCUGACCAGGGAUUGAACCCCGGUCCUCGGCAGUGAAAGCACAGAGUCCUAACUACUGGACUGCCAGGGAAUUCCCUACCGUUCUUUUUAAAUGCCUGCCUAGUGUGCCAUUGUUUGGCUGAAUAAUCAGUUAUUUAUCCAGUCCCUUAUCAGUGGAUGCUUAUGCUGUUUUCAUUUUAUUGCUAAUAUAAUACUCUGGUGAAAGUCAUAUGCAUACAUCUUGGCAUCUUUUUGACAGUAUAUCUCUAGGGAAUAUUUUUAGUCUUAAAGCUGCAAGCUCAUAGAAUAUGAUUUAUCAUUCUGACAGAUAUUGUGAGAUUGUUUUCCAAAAAGAUUGCACCUAUUUAUACACCCACAUGUAAGGAAAUGCCUGUUUUUCCACACUUGCACCAACAGUGCUGUUAUUGAACUUUUUAACUUUUGACAAUCUAAUCGGUGAAAAAAAAAAGGUAUCUCAUUUUUCAUUUCUCUAAGUAAGAAUGAAGUUAAUAAUAAUUUCAUCAUCAUUACACAUCAUUUCUUUUUAUGAAUUCUCUUAGUAAUUCAAUAUUAAAAGGAUAUUUAUUAAGAGAAUAAAAAUGCCAGUAAAACUUCAUUACAGUGGAUACCAUUACAAAGGACUCCAGGUUUCAAAGCUCUUUCAAAUACUGCAGACAGUCCCUAGACCUGCCCUUGUCUGUGUCUUGAGACCUGGUUAGUGGCCUUCUGUAUGUGCCCAGCUCCACGCAGGGACUACUUGUCUUGAUACCUCUUAUUCCAGUUUUAAGGUUGGGGCAACAGAAAAGUAGAAACAGCUCUUCCUUGGGCAUAAUAAUUUGGUGUAACAGUGAAUAAUUCCAAAUGAGAAAUAUUUUUCUCUAGUUCAUUUUUAGUCAGGUAACUGUUACUCUCUUCAGUCAGGAGUAUGUGAUCCCAUGUAAUUUACUUUGUAAGCUGGGUGGACAAAGAGCAUGAGCGGUUCACAUCCUAAUUCUUGUGGCUCCUCUUUUCACUCUCCUCCUUGCCUCCCACCCUCAUUUCAAAUAGCUUUUUUUUUCUUGAGGAGAUAGUAAUUUUUUUAACAUUUUUAUUGGAGUAUAAUUGCUUUACAAUGGUGUGUUAGUUUCUACUUUAUAUCAAAGUGAAUCAGCUUCAAAUAGUUUUUAACACUCAAACCACUUACCAAAAUCAACAUCAGAGCACAAGGAAAUCCUACAGGUAGCCAGGAAUGCAGGACUCAUUACUCAUUCCUUUCCUGGGGUCUCUCUCUUUUUUUUUUUUUUUUUUUUUUUUUGCGGUAUGCGGGCCUCUCACUGUUGUGGCCUUUCCCGUUGCGGAGCACAGGCUCCGGACGCGCAGGCUCAGUGGCCAUGGCUCACGGGCCCAGCCGCUCCGCGGCAUGUGGGAUCCUCCUGGACCGGGGCACGAACCCGUGUCCCCUGCAUCGGCAGGUGGACUCUCAACCACUGCACCACCAGUGAAGCCCUCCUGGGGUCUCUUGAUUUCUAGAAUUCAGCUUUUUAUAAAUAUUGGGCAGGUUUCUGGGAUUAAUUUACACUGUAACACAAAGGUAGUUCUGUAGAGUUGAUAUUAGAAUUUUACCAAAAUGGCUAGGUUUUAAAAUAUAAUUUAUUUUUUUAAAUUUCCACGUGCUUAGUUGGGUAUAAAAUGGACUUUAAUUUGUGUUUCUUUGAUAACUGUGGAAAAGUGAACAUUUCUCUUGUUUGCUGAACUCAUACAUUUCAGAAAUAUUUUUGGUGACAACGGAUAAAAUAUAUGUAUCUGAAACUUUUGCAUAUUGGUCAAGAGUUUUCUUUAUUAUAACUUUUUUUUUCUUUUUACAGUUAAGAUAAAUGGCAAAAAAUUGAGAUUGUAAAUCUCAGUAAAAGUACCUCUAGGAAGAUUAGGAGGGACACUGACAUUUAAGAAGCUAUUUCUAGUUGAAAGUCAUUAUUUUGCUCCAUAUAUUUUUAGUGUUUUUGGUAAUUAUUCAUUCCUUCUACAGUGUUGUAUGUCUGUGUGUCAGGUCUGUGCAAUUGGAGGCCACUUAAGGGGUGGACCUCCGCUGGAGGAGCCUGACAUGUAAAUAAAUAAUGUUGAUAUAGCAUCAGUUUUAAAGACUUAGAAUUUAAACUACAGAUUUAAAAAUUAGCUGUUAGUUUACUCAGGGCAAGAUUGAUUAGUGUUUAACUCUGUGCUAAGGAAGUACUGUGGACUGGUUACCGUUUCUUUGUUCAGUGGCCACAAUCCAUCUGUCCAUCCAUCCAUCCAUUCUUCAUUCCCCUUAACCAUAGUCAUCUUUUGCUAAAAUGUAUACCCUUGAUCCCAGGGAGAGCUGGGAGAGGGGUGCAUGAAUCUGUCAAAAUAAAUACAUCAGCAUUAAUGGGCAGAAGGCCCAGAGAUCUUGGUACACAGAAGCCCACAUUGUUUAUUAAAAUAGCUUUUUACUGAGGCCCAUGAAAGAAAUUGAGUCAUAGGUUUUCUACCCACAAAAAAUCUACUUUAAAAAGAGUCAGGUGUUAUCAGUUUUCCCCCACAGCUGUUACUGUGUAUCUUAUCUUUGGCUAACUGGUUGCUAAAAACAGUGGUGGUGGUGGAGGAGAAGAAGCCUAGUCAUUUGAUUACCAUUCCUAUAAAUGAUAAUAGGGAGGGUCAGUGUACCUCUAAGAGCAAUUACACAUUUCCAGGUGCAGCACGGUUGAGCAUGCUCCGGUUCCCUUUCCUUGUCACAGAUCACAAUCACAAUAAAUCACAAGCCAUAUUUAAAAUACAAUCUCUGCAGACUUUGGUACUAGGUAUUGCAAACCACAGUUUCAUAGUCUCUUUUAAGUAUUUCAUGUUUUAGAGGAUAUAUCUGCUUAUAUUUUUUAAAUUACUACCAUAACAUGUAAGAAUCCAUAUUUUAAAAAUAUCAGAAUACCAAUAGAAAAUAUCCCUGAUCUAUAUAUUUGUAGUUAUAAUCUUGCCAUAAAUGGUGUCAACUGAGUCUGUCUCUUGGUCUCUUCAUCUCAUAAAUGAAAGUAAUCAUACCAGCUCCCUGUUUUCUAAGGAUAAAUUUCAAAAAAAUUUAUUAUGUGGAGAUAAAUAAAACUUAGUCUUUCGGGACUUCCCUGGUGGCGCAGUGGUUAAGAAUCCACCUGCCAAUGCAGGGGACAUGGUUUCGAUCCCUGGUCUGGGAAGAUCCCACAUGCCGGAGCAACUAAGCCUGUGAGCCACAACUACUGAGCCCAGGCGCUGAGACGACUGAAGCCCGGGUGCCUAGAGCCCAUGCUCUGCAACAAGAGAAGCCACUGUAAUGAGAAGCCCACGCGCUGCAACGAAGAGUAGCCCCCGCUCGCCGCAACUAGAGAAAGCCCGCGCGUAGCAACGAAGACCCAAUGCAGCCAAAAAUAAAUAAGUUUUUUAAAAAAGAAAAAAACAACAACUCAGUCUUUGAUCUAGGGUGUAUAUGGUCUGUUAGGGAAGAGAGAUCUGUAAGUGGAUAAUUGCAAUAUAGUAUGGAAGUUCAAAACUAGACAUGUCAAAAUCCAGAAGUAACUCCCGGGAAGCAACGAUUAAUUAUUUGAUUGGCAAAGGACAAGAGGGAUAAAGCAAGGGUUGAUGACUAGACUCAUGCCGGGUGGACCAGGUUAGAACAAAGACGUUUCAGGAAGAGAGACUAGUUUGUGCA
Orcinus orca (killer whale) is the source of this 10131-nucleotide messenger RNA. RefSeq names its product YLP motif containing 1 (gene YLPM1). Lineage: Eukaryota; Metazoa; Chordata; Mammalia; Artiodactyla; Delphinidae. The coding region runs from base 171 to 6479 and encodes 2102 amino acids. Gene Ontology annotation, cellular component: nucleus. The record is from RefSeq and is a predicted model, not a curated record. Gene Ontology annotation, biological process: regulation of telomere maintenance. The transcript has 20 exons.